This is a messenger RNA of Tuber aestivum (summer truffle), 5210 nucleotides long. Lineage: Eukaryota; Fungi; Ascomycota; Pezizomycetes; Pezizales; Tuberaceae. The record is from the annotation of a GenBank genome assembly.
AUAGGUACCGGUAUCGUAUUCUGGUGGAUAACUCCGCUUUUUUCUUCUUAGUACGAGUAAAGUACGGUAUUUCUUUUUCUUCUCUUUUUCUUUUUCCCUGUUAUGAUGACACCGGUACCGGUAUUAUCAUCCAACAAGCUUUUGUCGAUCUUUGACGCUUUCGCCGGGAGUUCCCAGCCAACGAUUUGGUUCCAUCUCUCUCCUCUUUCCCUCUCUUUCCCUCUCUCUCCCUCCUUCUCCUCUGCCUUUUCCUCUUUCCGGUCCUAGUUCAGUGGGUGUUCGUGGCGGCUUAGUGUGCUGGUUGGUGGAUGCUGUCUUGCUCAUGUCAUGUUUGGAAUGCUGUUCGGUGCGGUGCGGCUGGCUGAUCGGCUGUGGCUCGUCGCACGGGGCGGGGGGUGAGGUGUGGGAAAUGGCUGAUGAGUGAUCAGGGAUUCAAUAAUGGGAGCUGCAUUUUUAUUCCAUCGUUGAAGUGCUGAGUGGAAGCUCAGAGUGCCAAGUACUAGUACGGUAAUGUAAGACCUCAUACGGUAGUCCAUGCUUGAAUUCUGCGAUACUUGUACCGGUAUUAUCCCCCCACCCAUGGUCCGGGCAGAAGCAGGGCGGGCAAGCAAGCAAGUAAGCAGGGGAAAGGUCGAGAGAGUGAGGUCCAUAAGAUCAGUGUCCACCAUGUCCCUGUCACUCGCUUUCCGAUGUUUUCUUUUUUUGUGUGAGGGAGAGGGACCCGCAGCUGACCCCACCGAUGUUUUGUCUGCAGCCGUCUCAUUGGGCAAUCCGGAUUCCUGGUUGGGGUGGCCGCUGUCACACCCCGUUACUCGAGCAGCCUAUUUUAGAAGGUUGGUUGGCUUAAUUGUUGGCUGGGAGGGUCUGGGGGGAGAAUGGCCUCACUUUGGUCAGAAUGCAUUUUACUCUGUCGCUGUUAUCUGCCCUUCCCCAUUUUACAGUGCUGAGUGUGAUCUCUCGCCCUUCGGUACCGGUAUGUUAGCCGGUCAGUUGUCAUUUAUUUUUAUUUAUCUGGUUAUUUGUUAUCCUUUUCUUUUUUGUAAAGGUCAAGUUAUCGGUGAUAUGGUGAGUAACCGUGGCAUUCUAUCCGGCUUGCGCUUAAGAGCUUCUGGUGGGUAGGUACGGGCAAUUGUGAGGGUUUGGCCAGUGAAGCAUUCCUUCUCUCCUGUACCGGGUACUCGAGUACCGUAAUAGAGCAUCGUACCUGUCGUACCCCUAUGGAAGGUCGAGAGUAAAACAUGUAAGGAAGUGGGAAGGCGCCUUCACGACAGGAUUACUUUUAUUUUUAUGCUACGGAGAGGCCUGUACCUAUAGUUGAUUCAUGGAGGGUAACAUAUACCUAUGGCUCCCGUGCUGAAGCGUUUAUUGUUGUGUGUCGGAGUCUUGUCUCUUUCUUUGCCUGCUCCGCCGCCAGAGGGAACCAAGCCAUUUGUGUGGAGGACCGAACCGACUCUCUCUCUCUCUCUCUCUCUUUUCUUAUCUGUUUCUUCACUUUUUGCCUCUUACCGCUCGAGCCGAUCGCAUUUACUCUUGGUCUUUUCCUGUCCUUGUCCAUUGAUACCUUCCCCUCCCCUAUCCCUCCCUUCCCCUUCCCUUCCCUUCCCUUCCCUUUUAUCCAUUCCGCUCUUCUUCGAUUCUCACCCUGCCUGGGCAUUGCUUGCGUCUUGGGAGCUGUGAGGUUGCUUGUGUGUGUUGUUUGAAGGUGUUUGCGUUUUCCAGAGGGAGGGACUGGUCGUGAAAGGGGAAAAAGAGCGAGAACGAGCAAAAGUGGAAGAUAGUAUUCAGGCGGUGAUACUCCCGUGAUCGGGAUUUGGAGUCCCGUAAACGAACAAAGUGGAGAGGAUCUAGAGGGAAAGGUUCAUUGAAUUCCUUUCCUUUCUCUUCCCUGUUUGGCUGUCUGAAUUGUGGGCGUGGUCGUCGUUUUCCUGUUAACACGAGGGUUAAGUUUUCCUCAUUCGCACCUUCACCACCUCCCACCAACUUUCCCUUGUUCUCACUUCGCGUUCCUUCUCAUCUCUCACUCCACCUCCCCACCUCGACGCACCGCCUCCUCCUCCUCCUCCACCACCCGACCGAUCCGAUAGUCUCCCGAGUGGUCUCAAGGAUCGCCAACACUAGGGUGAAAUAAUUAUCGAAUUACCCAUCGUCACCUGUCAAUCAUCAACUACCCCCAUCCCUCCCUCCCUACCCGCCCAUCUCCCCUUCCUCCAUAUUAAUCCCAUCCGUCCUUUCUAUUCCCUUAUACAAAUUUUCCUUCUUCUCAUUUGUUUGAGGGCUGUCUCCCAUUUCCUCUCCUGUUGCUUGCCAUCUCAAGGUCGACGCCGCAUGGGAAUAUAGCAUUUUGCCCGAACCUCUCCUAAACCUGGCCAUUUCACAGCGUCGCUUGUAGCGAAUAUUUGUCACGCUCGCACAACUCGACCGUCAUGUCCUCGUCGCUAGCUGCCAUACCAACGCCUGCUCCCACACCAACCGGGAAUGGCGGUGGCAAUAACGGUCCUACAAGUUCUCCAUUAUUAUUCUUCGUUGCGUUGGGUUUCGGUGUUGUUUUCACGAAUUUAUGGUAUGCAUUCCCGUUCGUCGUGAACAUUUUUAUCAUACAGGCGAAUUCCCUCCGCCUACAAUGUGUAGCGUGUUGUCGUGACUGACCAGCGAAUUGUAUUCACCCUUAGGAUUAUUGUUGGUGUCAAAUACUGUUUCCGUUACAAUGCCCGACAGCGACGUCGGGCGAACGGUGAGGAGGAACCUGUCGAUCUUCAGACCAUGCCACGUCCUCAUCGUCGGCGAAGGGAGAAGAAACUUAUGACGAUGGACGAGGUCAACGAAAGGUUCCCGACUACAAAGUACAAAUCAUGGAGGGCGCACAGGGAACGUAUGGGAUUGCCAACCGAAGGGGGGAUUAAAACUGCUCCUAAUAGCAGACCUGCGAGUUUGAUGGAUGUCGAAGCUGCGACCUCUGCCGGUGCCAAUAAUGGGACCCCGGAUGCACUCACCAAGGAACUCACUCCCCCUCCUGCCGCUGAUAAGGAAACAUUGCUCACUCCUGCCCCAACCCUUUUCACUGAUAAAUCGGAAGCACCCGGGAUUGCACAAAAACAUCUGUCUGACAUCUCAGAACCGGUUAGGAGAAAGUGUGAGGAUGAUGAUGAUGAAGAGGAUGAGCAUGAUCAUGUUCAAACUGCUGUCCCUGAUGAGCUUCUUAAUUCUGUUGGGGAUUCUUGUGCGAUUUGCCUGGACACUAUUGAGGAUGACGAUGAUAUCCGCGGUUUAACAUGUGGACACGCUUUUCAUGCAGGAUGCCUCGAUCCAUGGCUUACUAGUAGGAAGGCUUGCUGUCCGCUGUGUAAGGCCGACUAUUAUGUACCUAAACCGAGGCCUGAGGGGGAAAACGCUGUGGAUGAUCAAUCUAGAUCUCAUCGACAUCGACGCAGUGCGAAUGGUUCCCCAACUCCACCUACUAAUGCUUACCUUGGACCACGACGUAUGUUCUUCUCGCCGGCCCGUAUAAUACCACCUUAUUAUACUGGCGGUGCUUCGGAUCGUCCUAGGGAUGUUUCAUCAGUGGCUGCCCAGCGUGGGUCAGAGGAUGGGCGGCCUGCCGGGGGUAGUCGUUGGAUGCGGAAUCCACUGCGGGGUGUUUCCUUGCCGUUUAGGGGGAGAAACAAUACCGCCGCUCCACCAACACCAUCUAACCUGGAGGCUGGUCUUCCCAAUAAUACAUCCUCCGCCGCAACUCCAUCGACCGGCGUACCCACACCAAAUCCAAUACAUGGAGUAGGAGCCCGUUAAGGAGGAUGGUGUCUUUUGUUUUUGUUUUGUUUUUUUUCCUCACGGGCAAUUUUAUUCUUAGCAACCCGGGCGUUUGGCUUUUUAAAUGACAAGCACGUUUUCACACAGUCGCAUGUUUCACGACUCCCUUCGACCUCACCAAAUAACCUCACCAACACCUAGCCAACAACAACCACGAUAGCUCUUCUCAAUGUCUUGUCGGAUAGCUGAAUCAUCACCCAGCUGCUUGGGCUUGAACCCGUCCCGCUCAGUUUUUUUCUCUUGCCGGCGUUCUCUUUUCACCUUUCCUCUUAGUUUGUGUAUAGGAGCUUGGGGUUUUCCUCCUUUUUUUUCUGCCCCCCCGUCGACAAACAAACAAGCACCUUGUUUCACGCUUGUUGGUCUGUAUAAAGAUUGAAAUGCAGUGGAUAUUUUCUGUGAGGACUUUGCCGUCCUCAUGCUGGAUAACCCAUUUUAUCUGUCGUCAUUGUAGCUUACACUAUCCGCGAUAACGUCGGAAUGGAUUACUGGAUGGAUGGGCGGACGAGCAGAUGGAAUUUAUUUUUUCUUCUGUCCAGUACUGCGGGAAACGGAUAGAUAGGAGGCUGAAGGGGGGCCAUCUUUUUCUUGUUUCUUUUCUUCGUGCUUAUUAUUUGGUGAGGCGUGGAGGGGGGGGCGGAAUCUAGCAUCUGUUAGUAGGGGGGAAGGGGGAAGGGCUUUAUUAGUCUUUAACUACCUUUCCUUUCCUUUACUUAUUUAUUCAUCAUGGGUGGAGUACUGUAGUUGAUGCAUUCUUCCCUCUUGUAUGUCUCAUCAUCUACUGUUUUCAUACUCUUUUCCUUUUCUCAUUACAGCAAUGGGAGUACGAUGGGGCUAUGAUGUUGUGUCUAUUCCAACCGGGCUGCUGGGUAAUUACUGCCUUGGGGGUCUUGUAUAACAUCCUUUUCCUCUUUCUUUUUCUUUUUCUUCCCUUCUCUCCUUUCUGGAUUACGCUUAAUCCCUUGUCCCGUGCAGAGAUGGAGAGAUGGGGUAAGGUAUGGUACAACGCUGCAGUAAAAAAGUGAGAUUCGGAUAAGUGCAGUGCGACUGGCAUAGACUAUAACGAAGAGUCUGGUGCUUUGCAGUGUAAUAGUUGACCGGUAGUGUACAGUCGCACCCCGUUGUCCCGGAUGGCCAAAGUCCUAAGAAUCCGUCCAGGACAGCGAGUUAUCCGGGACAACAGGUUCGGUUGUGGUGUAAAGAAAUAUAAUUCAUAGAAAUUCAUCCGGGACAUUGAAGAAUCCGGGAGAGCGAGGUCCGGGACAGUGGGGUGCGACUGUAGUUGUCUCUUGUGGCUAUUUCCCUUUCUUCCGCCGUAUGGGUUCGGUGUUUCUGUUUGCAGGACUAGUUUAUCCAUUGACUGCGGGCUAAUAUCUGAUAUAAGACCUGCCCGUACGAGUACCACU